AUGCUCGUGAUCAUUUCACUGGAUUACGUGUCAUCGGCUGAAAUUCCCGACGAGUUUGACGAUCAAAUCAUUAUCGAAUCAGUGUCGCAUCGAAAGGGCAAAAUUAUUUCAAUGGUUGCCGAUCUUCUCAAAACCGUCGUCAUUGAAAAUCCCGAAGCGCGUUUGGGUCUAAUUGUCACCGACGAGUCCGGCAAACCGGUGAAGCUCAAUGGUUCCGUACUAACAUCGGAUCUCGAUAAACAAUUGAGUUUGAAAGUAUCGCCAGAUUCAGUGGUUUUGUCUUCUGUUAGCACAUCUGGCACCGCGCUGGAACUCGGCAAAUCUGAACCGAAAGUCGAUGUGGCGUUCAUUGAAAAUGCUGGCCCAAAGUACAAUCAAUGCAGUCGGCAAAACGAGUUUAUGAGUCCAAGACAAGUCUUUUAA
Molecule: messenger RNA, 423 nt
Organism: Caenorhabditis bovis
Lineage: Eukaryota; Metazoa; Nematoda; Chromadorea; Rhabditida; Rhabditidae
Source: the annotation of a GenBank genome assembly